This is a messenger RNA of Sander lucioperca (pikeperch), 575 nucleotides long. RefSeq names its product ubiquitin A-52 residue ribosomal protein fusion product 1 (gene uba52). Gene Ontology annotation, biological process: translation; protein ubiquitination; modification-dependent protein catabolic process. The coding region runs from base 126 to 512 and encodes 128 amino acids. Gene Ontology annotation, cellular component: nucleus; ribosome; cytoplasm. The record is from RefSeq and is a predicted model, not a curated record. The transcript has 5 exons. Gene Ontology annotation, molecular function: protein tag activity; ubiquitin protein ligase binding; structural constituent of ribosome. Lineage: Eukaryota; Metazoa; Chordata; Actinopteri; Perciformes; Percidae.
UAUGGUCAAAAUACACUCCGGAGCUUUCAUUCCCAAGGAAACAAGCAAAAGGAAGUGACGUUUGACAGCGUCAGCCUUUUCCGCUCUCUUUUCAUUGAGGCUCAGCUAGCGGCCGGCCUGCAAACAUGCAGAUCUUCGUGAAGACGUUGACGGGGAAGACCAUCACCCUUGAGGUUGAGCCCAGCGACACUAUCGAAAAUGUCAAGGCAAAGAUUCAGGAUAAGGAAGGAAUUCCCCCUGACCAGCAGCGUCUGAUCUUCGCUGGCAAACAGCUUGAGGAUGGACGCACACUGUCUGACUACAACAUCCAGAAAGAAUCCACUCUGCAUCUGGUUCUGCGUCUGCGUGGUGGCAUCAUCGAGCCUUCUCUCAGACAGCUGGCCCAGAAAUACAACUGCGACAAGAUGAUCUGCCGCAAGUGCUAUGCCCGCCUGCACCCCCGUGCUGUCAACUGCCGUAAGAAGAAGUGUGGACACACCAACAAUCUUCGCCCCAAGAAGAAGCUGAAGUAGACAUUUCGCAAGAAUUGGCUCUCUAUGCCAUUUUGUGUUAAAAUAAAUGUGAGAAAAUGAUGA